This is a messenger RNA of Nelumbo nucifera (sacred lotus), 798 nucleotides long. RefSeq names its product small ribosomal subunit protein uS13c-like. Gene Ontology annotation, cellular component: small ribosomal subunit; mitochondrion; ribosome. NCBI's taxonomy places the organism in Eukaryota, Viridiplantae, Streptophyta, Magnoliopsida, Proteales, Nelumbonaceae. Gene Ontology annotation, molecular function: RNA binding; structural constituent of ribosome. Gene Ontology annotation, biological process: translation. The record is from RefSeq and is a predicted model, not a curated record.
UUCGUUCAUCUACUCGAAGGCCAGAACGGAAGAAAAAGAAAGGAGAAAGUAGAGGAAGAACUGAAGAAGAAAUGGCUCAGGCACUGACUCUGCCCGUCGCACCUUCACUUUCAUUGCUCUGCAAGGGAGGAAAUCCUUCUGCUUCUCUCUCCAGAGCUGUUUAUUUCCCCAAUUCAGCCCCUCCAAAGUAUCGUGGUCUGAACAUCCAAUGCGCUCGUGUUGGAGGAGUUGAGAUCCCAAACAACAAGCGAAUCGAGUACUCUCUUCAGUACAUUUACGGCAUAGGCCGCACCAGAGCUCGCCAAAUUCUCUGCGACCUUAACAUGGAGAACAAGAUCACCAAGGACUUCACAGAGGAAGAACUGACCACCCUUCGUGAAGAAGUCUCCAAGUACGAGAUUGAAGGUGACCUGAGGCGUUUCAAUGCUCUCAGAAUUAGGAGGUUGAUAGAGAUUCAAUGCUACAGAGGGACGAGGCAUCAGAAAGGGUUGCCUUGCAGAGGACAGCACACGAAGAACAACUGUCGGACGCUCAAGGGUAAGAGGGUUGCGAUUGCAGGAAAGAAGAAAGCCCCUCGUUGAGAACUCGGUUGUGUUUUUAAUCCUUCAAUUUAUUUGAAUUUCUGGCGCAUUUUAGUGUUUUGUAGUAUGGAUUCAAUUGUAUUUAGUAAAUUCAAUGCCUUUUGAUCUUCACAACUGUGUUUUCUUUCCUGAUAUGCAUUAAUUUUCUCCCUUCAUGAGGUCGUAUGAAGUUGGAGUCAGAUAAGUGCUUGAAAUAAUUUACUUUUUUUUAGCUGAA